CUACCUUUUAUCGUAGACUAAAGUGCAAGUCAACCAGUGGAAUUUUUAUUAUUGAAUCGGAAAGGAAAUGGCGUCAAAAUCCCCUAACAUGUUUUGUGGAACCUGUUCAAGAAGAAGUAAAUCCACCAAAGCUGUAAAGUACUGUACAGACUGCGAGGAUGCACUGUGUUCAGAAUGUUUAGAUGUUCACGGAACAAUUAAAGCUUGUGCGUCUCAUCAUGUUAUAGAUGUCAAUGUGAUUGACGGAAGUCCAUUUAUUGUAAAUAAAUUUUGCGCAGUCCAUCCGGUUAUGGUUUUAGAACUGUUUUGCUCUGACCAUGAUACAUUGUGCUGUCGGUCAUGUAUGGCUAGUCAUCAUCGCUCUUGUGACAAGUUAUUGCCAAUUGAAGUAGCUGCGAAAGGAGUCAAAACUUCAACCAUGUAUGAGGAAAUUAACACGGAUGUCCAUAUUCUUAAUACCGCUGUUAACGAGCUGGAAGAUAAAAAGAGAAAAGGCAUGCUAAGUCUUAAUGAUAGUACGGAGAUUGUUCAGCAAGACGUUAAAAACUUGAAAGGGCAAUUGCAGAAGCGGAUUCAAGAAACUGAAGCAGCUCUUAUGUCUGAAAUUGACAAAAUACAUACAAACCUGUCAAAAGAAUCAAGUGACGACCUUGACAAAAUAUGCGAUCAACGAAAAAAGAUACAAAAUAUUUCUGAACAAUUUUUAUCUGUCACAAAACAUGGAUCAGAAUGUCAAAUAUUUAUGUUCAUUAAUAAUAUAAAAAAAGAAUUGAACUGUCAGGUAAAUGAUUUUCAAGAACUGCUAUCGUCCCAAAAAGAUGUAUCUCUUUCGUUUAAAGAAUCCGAUUUAUUGAUCGUUAUGAAAUCAUUUGGUUCAGUGGAAAUGAAAGAGGCUUCCCUUAAUAUCAAAUGCAAACCGUUGAAGGGCCAGCAAGCUCAAAAAUUGCAGCAGCAGAGAAAGAUUCCAACACAAUUCAAGCUUGAUGCUAAAUUCAAAGUAGCUGGUGCAAGUAUUGCCGCCAUAGGUGUGACAAAAGACAAUAGAUUGUUUCUGUGUAAUCAAACCAGUAGAAAUUUGUAUGUUAUGUCAGACACAGGUCAACAGUUUGCAACAAUUCAAAUGAACGGAACUCAGUGGGGGAUAGCUAUCGAAGAAGAAAAGAAUUUAGCAUGGAUCACACUACCAGGAAUAAACUCUAUUCAAACAGUGAAUAUAGUUACAAUGACGAAGGGGCAACCGAUUAAAUUACUGGAAAGAUGUUACGGUAUUGCUCUUAUUGACGACCAAAUUGCUGUUGGUGGUAUUGGGAAAAUACACAUUAUAGGCAGAAUCGGUAACUUAAAGAAGACACUUGAUGUUGGGGAAAUAAAUUAUAUUUACUCAAUAUCAGUUUGGGACAAACAGCAACUUUACUAUGCUCAAUUAUCAAAAUUGAAAUGCGUAGGAUUAGAUGGAACAGUUACGUCUAUCUCUACUGAAGAUUCUUACCAAGUGAUUGAUGUUAAACAAGACAGAAUAGGAAAUGCAUAUUUACUAGAAUACCAAGCAGCAAAUUUUAAACUGUUUUCAUUUGAAAAUAAAUCUAUAAAAACUAUUUUGACAAAAAAGGAUGGACUGAAUAAUCCAUAUGGCUUUGCUUUCAGUAAAGAUUUUUCUAAACUUUUUAUUUCAAAUUACUCUUCAAGUAAAAUUUUGGUAUUUUUGUGCAAAUGAAAACCAAAGAAUUGUUUGUUGAAAAGUAAUUGAACAUUAUAUACCAUUGCAUCUGUUUGACAUGCUUGAUUAAAGAAGUUAUUGAGGAUAUCUCAAUUAUUA
Messenger RNA from Mytilus californianus (California mussel), 1816 nucleotides. Its product is annotated as E3 ubiquitin-protein ligase TRIM71-like. Gene Ontology annotation, cellular component: nucleoplasm; chromatin. The record is from RefSeq and is a predicted model, not a curated record. The transcript is spliced from 2 exons. Gene Ontology annotation, biological process: positive regulation of DNA-templated transcription. Bases 68 to 1714 code for a protein of 548 amino acids. NCBI's taxonomy places the organism in Eukaryota, Metazoa, Mollusca, Bivalvia, Mytilida, Mytilidae. Gene Ontology annotation, molecular function: ubiquitin-protein transferase activity; zinc ion binding.